Agrilus planipennis (emerald ash borer) is the source of this 2785-nucleotide messenger RNA. It is a transcript of the gene TAF1B, whose product is annotated as TATA box-binding protein-associated factor RNA polymerase I subunit B. Bases 157 to 2583 code for a protein of 808 amino acids. Gene Ontology annotation, biological process: nucleolar large rRNA transcription by RNA polymerase I; RNA polymerase I preinitiation complex assembly. Gene Ontology annotation, molecular function: RNA polymerase I core promoter sequence-specific DNA binding. The transcript is spliced from 4 exons. The record is from RefSeq and is a predicted model, not a curated record. Gene Ontology annotation, cellular component: RNA polymerase I core factor complex; RNA polymerase transcription factor SL1 complex. NCBI's taxonomy places the organism in Eukaryota, Metazoa, Arthropoda, Insecta, Coleoptera, Buprestidae.
UAGCAAACGAACCAAUAUUUUAGGUUAAUACUAAUCAGCAUGUUGAUUGUAAAGAAACGUUUUAUUAAUAAAUCGCGUUUUUUGUGUCGAUUUUCAUGGUUUAAAUAAAUUAUUUAUUUUAUACACACGAUUGAUAGUUAAAUUUUGCGCAUUAAAAUGGAUAAUAUUACGUGCAAUUUAUGUGGAGGAGUAGAGUUUUAUAAGGAAGCAGGAUUUUAUUACUGUAACGAAUGUCAAACUCAAACGCAAGAUAUAAGAGAACAAGCCCAAGAAGAACAAUAUGCUUCACAGAAAAGUGGUAGAAAAAUAAAACAUAAGGCCAAACCAAGAGACGAACAGCAUGUUACCAGUUGGGAAUGUUACAAUUACAUUUUGAAUGGACUUGUUAAGGAACUCAUUGAGAUAGGUGUUAGCCCAGAAUUAAAAACGGCUGUGCGAAUUCUUUGGUUUAAAUUCCUAAAAGAAAUCGAAUUUCUUACUGAGGAAGCAGCUGAUCCUCCUAAACUAGCUGCUGUUUAUUCACAGACUGAUGCUGAGGUUGUGUAUGGCAGAAAACCAAACAGGAGAAGAUCCAGGAGCAGAUCACCAGCAUCAUCAUCAGAUAUUACUUCCACUGAUACAUCUAGUCGACAAAGAGAACAUAAAAAACAAAGAAGGGCCUUAGUUAAAGCAGAAUAUGAUGAGCUUGCUAGCACACAAUUUUCUGAAGAAAUGACUUCACUUCAUAAUCAAAGUUUAUCAUCACUAAGAGGUAGUAAAGAACAAGCUAGCAAGAAGCUUAUUAUUCAGUUCAAUAAAGAAGCAACUAAAGAAUUGAAAUCGUUAUUAGGAGAAGAUCAUCUUGAAGCUCAUAUGAAAGACUUUUCUAGUCAGUUAGAAUGUCAUCCACCAGUUUAUCGUUUGGUGUCAAGUUCGUACCGUCAUGGAGCUGAAAUUUUAUCAAAAAAUAAACUUUUUGCCAUAAUUUAUUUAGGUUUAUUAAUUACAAAAGAUAAUAUGCAGUUGGGAGAUUUGCUUAGAUACAUAAGAGAAGGCCAUAUCAGUUACCAUAAGGUAGAUCAUUUUCUUCCUGAAGAUGUGAUAGGAAAAUUUACGAAACGUCAUUUGCUGAGGAUGAACAUUCAAAAUUCGCAGUUUCGGCUGCUUCACGGGGGCGUUCGAAAGAUGACGGCUCAUGUUGCAAAAAAAAUCAACGUCGUAAAAUAUAUUUCUGUACAAAAUAUCGAACACCUGAUCAAGCGGUACUGCAAUGAAUUGAAUUUACCAGACGAAAUUUGUAUGUGUGCAGUAACUCUUGUUUCGCUCUUAAAACCGAGGUUGAAAAUGUGGGAGCAUAGUACCUUAAUACCAAAUUACGAAGGCAGAGCAAUGGCUUUUAUUAUUUUUGUUUUAAAAUUACUGUUCGGUUUGGACGAUGAGUCUGAAUUUUAUCUUUCAGACGUGGCAAGGAAUAUCAACAAAUAUCAUGAAAAUAGUAAAAUGUUUGUGUAUAAAGAUUGGAUGGAUUAUAUCCAAUAUCGAAAACUGAUAGCUUCCUAUUUUCAUUUUCAGUCUCAUAUCUAUUAUAAUAAUGGCGAUAAUUUUAACAAGUCUGAACUUUUUAUAGAUUUCAUGCAGAAACAAAAAAAUAAGUUCGACGAUGAAGAAGCAAAACUAACAACAGAACAAGAAGUUUUGAAAAGUGUACUAGAGAAACUAGAAAGGAUUCAAGAUAGACCGAGAUCUAUCCCUUAUUUGUAUCCAUCUUUAACACCCUUUCUUUCAUACAUGGAGAAUUUAAUAAAGUCGACAGUCUUAGAUGAUACCAAAGUGGGUCAAUAUUUAUUAAAUAAAAAAUUUAAUUCGACGACUAUCGAAUAUUUGUAUUCACCAUACGUUUAUUUGCAAAAUAUAUAUAAAAGUGCAUCGAUUGGAGUGAAACAUAGAGGUGUAAAUAACAAUCUUCACUUAAGAAAAGUGUUGAACCAAGUAGCUCAAACUCAAAUGAGAAAUAAGCGGGAAACGAAACCCAUCUUUACAAAAAUAGUAAAAGAUGAGAAAGUAAUAGAUAAACACAUCGACCAAAAGAAAUCUUUUACUGAAAAAGACACUGACUUAAAAGAACAGGCAACAAAAUUGUUUUUGAAACUUUUUGAAGAAUAUAAUUUACAGAGGUUUCGAAAAAAUUUAAAGAAAAUGAAAAAAAAUGCUUCUAAACAAGGAAUCAAAAUUGUUAGCCAAACUGGAAAGCGUUCUGCACAUCAUUCGAAAAAAGACGAGGUGGAUUCACAAAGUAGUUUUCAAGAAAAACUUCACUACAACCCCUUUGAAAGAUACUGGAUGACAAUUGCAGACGUAACAGGAAUUAGAAAAUCAGAUUUUGAAUCAUUUUACAAAGGGUUGCCUUAUUCUUUUCGAUUGGUUUUUGAAGAGUGUGCGAGGAUUAUUGAACAUUCGCAAAAGGAAUUAUAUGAAGAAUUCAACAAUGUUGAAGUGUAUGUUUUGUUUUUAGAAAAUAGGGGAGUUGUAGGUAAAGAAAAGCCAUUUGUAUUUUCUAAUGAUGAUUUAACUUAUUUAAAAGAUAAGGUAUCAAGACAGUGGUGAUAUUAAAAAUUUUUAUUUUUUAAGUCAGGGUCUGGGUCUGCAACCAUGAGAAAGAUAAUAAAUAUAUCAAUUAACACUAUGUUAUAAAAUUUGAAAUUAUUUUUAUGAUAUUAAAUAAAAAUUGGAGGGGAUUUUUAUUAGACAUAAUUAAAAUAAUUUCCAAACUUUGUUUUGUGAAGUUAUACAUAAUUUAAAUCAAUAA